Molecule: messenger RNA, 1428 nt
Organism: Indicator indicator
Lineage: Eukaryota; Metazoa; Chordata; Aves; Piciformes; Indicatoridae
Gene: LHX9
Product: LIM homeobox 9
Biological process (GO): neuron differentiation; regulation of transcription by RNA polymerase II
Cellular component (GO): nucleus
Molecular function (GO): DNA-binding transcription factor activity, RNA polymerase II-specific; RNA polymerase II transcription regulatory region sequence-specific DNA binding
Source: RefSeq, a predicted model, not a curated record
AUGGAAGAGGUGACUCGAGGAGCCCCUAAGGAUGUCUCUGGGAUGCCUUGCAAAGGAAGUGGGGGCUGGGGUACUUCUUUCACGAGUCGCGCUCGGGUUUGGUGUGGAGCGUCCCCCAGGGAGCGGAACUGCCGCCAGGAAGAUCCUUCAGUAGGGAUCGAGGUGUCAGGAAACAGCCGGCAGCUGUUCCAGGGAAAGGCAAGGAAGAGUGGUGUGAAAAGAAGUCCUCGGUGCUUGUGCAAAGAGAAGCUCCUAUUGCAACCUCCCUCCCUGCGCUGUGCGCCUCGGUCCAUGCUUUUCCACGGGAUCUCUGGAGGCCAUAUCCAAGGAAUCAUGGAGGAGAUGGAGAGGCGAUCCAAGACCGAGUCCCGCCUGGCCAAAGGGGGACAGAUGAACGGCCGAGAAACGAACAUGCCCCCAAUGAGCCCCGAGAAGCCUGCUUUGUGUGCUGGUUGUGGAGGGAAGAUCUCAGACAGAUAUUACCUGCUGGCUGUUGACAAACAAUGGCACCUCAGGUGUCUUAAAUGCUGUGAAUGUAAACUGGCUUUGGAGUCAGAACUCACCUGCUUUGCCAAGGACGGCAGUAUUUACUGCAAGGAGGAUUAUUACAGAAGGUUCUCCGUGCAGAGAUGUGCCCGCUGCCACCUUGGGAUCUCAGCCUCUGAAAUGGUCAUGAGAGCCAGGGAGUCGGUUUAUCACCUGAGCUGCUUCACCUGUACCACCUGCAACAAGACUCUGACCACGGGAGAUCACUUUGGCAUGAAGGACAACCUGGUUUACUGCAGGGCCCACUUCGAGUCCCUUUUGCAAGGAGAAUAUACUCCUCAGCUGAGCUACACUGAGCUGGCUGCCAAGAGCGGAGGGUUGGCCCUGCCUUACUUCAACGGCACUGGCACAGUCCAGAAGGGGAGGCCCAGGAAACGAAAAAGCCCUGCCUUGGGAGUGGACAUCGUCAGCUACAACUCAGGUUGUAAUGAGAAUGAGGCAGAUCACCUGGACAGAGACCAGCAGCCUUAUCCCCCAUCCCAGAAGACAAAGCGUAUGCGCACCUCCUUCAAACACCACCAGCUUCGUACUAUGAAGUCCUACUUUGCUAUCAACCACAACCCAGAUGCCAAGGACCUCAAGCAGCUUGCCCAGAAAACAGGCCUGACCAAGAGAGUUCUGCAGGUUUGGUUUCAAAACGCAAGAGCCAAAUUCAGAAGGAACCUUUUGCGGCAGGAGAAUGGGGGUGUCGAUAAAGCUGAUGGCACCUCACUUCCGGCACCGCCCUCAGCAGACAGCGGCGCACUCACUCCACCCGGCACUGCGACCACUUUAACAGACCUGACCAAUCCCACUAUCACUGUAGUGACAUCAGUGACCUCUAACUUGGACAGCCACGAAUCCGGGAGCCCCUCACAAACUACCUUAACGAACCUUUUCUAA